This is a messenger RNA of Calliphora vicina (urban bluebottle blowfly), 5368 nucleotides long. It is a transcript of the gene lgs, whose product is annotated as legless. NCBI's taxonomy places the organism in Eukaryota, Metazoa, Arthropoda, Insecta, Diptera, Calliphoridae. The transcript is spliced from 7 exons. Bases 156 to 5270 code for a protein of 1704 amino acids. The record is from RefSeq and is a predicted model, not a curated record.
UCUUUGUUUUGAAAUAUAAGUGAAAUAGAACAAGUGAAUAAGUAAUUUUAAGGGUUAAAAUAUGAUCUAUGUGAAUAAUUUGUGCUAUCCCAAAAAGAUAAUUAUUUGAAGAUAGAAAAUAUAAACAAAAGCACCAAAUUGUGUUUAAAGUUAACAUGUUACUGGCCACAAAUACAACUGGUCAGCAACAACUAGGAAAAUCGCCAACAUUAUCGUUAAAUACUACACCUUGUCUGCCUUCUGGUAGUGCAUGUGCUAAAACCAAUACCACAUCAUCAAACAAUAAAGCCAGUGCAUCUCCAAACAAUUUGGCCAUUAUGUCAUCUUCCCUUGACGUGUCUGCUCCAUCAGCUACAACAACCAUUUCGCCUACCAAUAACAACCUCAAUGCUAAUGGGAAUAAUCUCAAAUGUAGCAACAAUAACAACACCAGCCAAAAGUAUGAGGCACAAUAUGGAGCAAAUGUAUCUUCGCCCUGUAACAGUGAUGGCAAUAACAGUCAAAACAUAGAUGAAUCAAAGGGUAAUAAUAAAAAUAAAGCCAAACACAGUAAUGGAGUAAAUUUAGCUGCUAUGGAUUCAACGAGUCGUGGUGAACGAGAUUCACUAUCAAAUAUUUCAUCCAAUUCUUUAAUUAGACAAAGUUCGGCAAGCACCAACAGUUGUUCCGUACAAUUCAACGAAUCAUCACCAAAUAAUGGUGAUUCUUCCAGCAGCAGUAGUAAUGCCUCACAUAUGAACAACGACAACAAUAAAUCAAAUGAUGAAGAGAAAUUAAAUAACAACCAGACGAUAAAAAAUAACACUGUAAUUAAAGAAGACGAAAGAGAUAAAUCAAAUAGUUCAUCAUCUACCACAAGUUCAUCUUCAGGAAAUGUCCCGACAAAUACGUCUUUAUCAAAUCAGACAUCUCUUAGUAACAUUAAAGUGGGAUUACCAGCAACAGAUAUUGUAAAAGAUGAAAAGGAUAUGGUGAAAAAAGAAGAAUCUUCAUUAUCACCUCCCAAUAUGUCUCCAGUAGGGUUUGGUUCAAUUGUCGGAACGCAAAUUAAUGAAUGUAGUGACAACCCAAGCUCCUCCACCAAUAAAUCAAAUGAUUCAUCGUCAUCAUGUGAUAAAAGAAUGGCGUUAUCGGGAAAUGUUUGUAAUGAGAACGAUGAAAGUUCCGUGACACAAUCGGUAGGCAGCUUAAUAGUUCCAGGUUCCGGUACUAAUUUAAACCUUAUAAGCAGUUGCAAUACUUUAAAUACUAACACAAAUCCAUUAACUUCAAAGUCUUUGGAUGGAUUUUGUUCGGAUGCUUCUACAUCAACACCAAUGGGUUCAAAUAUUCCAAAUACGUCCUGUAAUAUUCCCUUAAACGCUUCAUUUAUUAUUAAUAAUUUAUCCAGUACUAAUGGUCCGCCACAGGUUGGUGGUGGCGGAACGAAUAUUAUUAGCGGCGGUGGCAGUGGUAUUAACAACUGCAUGGAAUAUAUGCAGCAACAAAAUCAUAUAUUUGUAUUUUCCACACAAUUGGCCAACAAAGGAGCUGAAGCAGUAUUAGCCGGUCAAUUUCCCACAAUUAUUGCAUAUCAUUGCACCCAACCGGCUACAAAAUCAUUUUUUGAAGAUUUUUUUCUGAAAAAUCCAAUGAAGAUGACAAAAUUGCAAAGACAAAAUACAUUAAAUAUAAUGGGUGGACUUCCGCCUGCAGGUGGCCCAGGUUCCGGUGGACAACCACCUUGGUUAACUGGCAAUUGCAAUUCAAUGGGAAAAAUGUCACAUAAAUUAGCUUUAAAUAAAUCCGAAACAAUAACGUCUUCGUCGACUAACUCGAGUGGAAUUGGCGUUUUAAAUGAAAACGAUAUGAUGUGUUGGGACCAAACACGUUCUGUUAUGGAGAGUCCAGCAGGAGAUUCUGCUAACACCAUGAAAAUGUUAGAAAAUUCCGAAAAUUCUAGCAAUACAGCAAAACCGAUUUGCUCUGGCUUGACAAAUGAUGAUAGUAUACCUUCGUUGCAAGGUGUCAAAGUUCCCGAUGAAAAUCUAACGCCACAACAGCGGCAACAUCGAGAGGAGCAAUUAGCUAAACUAAAGAAAAUGAAUCAGUUUCUAUUUCCUGAAAACGGAGGUAAUGACUUUCAUACACAAGCAUCUGGAAACAAUCCAAUGAUGGGUGGCAAAAUGCAGGUGCCACCUGAAGCUUUGGCUAAUGCUAUGCCUGGAAAUACGGUGGCGUUAUUGAAUAUGCAAGGUACCAAUAUGGGAAAUAAGCUUAAUGCUGCUGCUAUGCGCAAUAUAUCAGGAAAUCUGAUGAAUCAUUCGAAGACGGGGGCCUCCAACUCACAACUUGAAAACAUGCCAAAUUUGGUAGAAGAUAUCAUAAUGCCUGCCGACAUGAUGGCAAGUUGUGGUCCAAAUGAAAUGACCACAACCACCAUGAAUCCUUUGAAGCAAGGAUGUAUGCCGAAUAUGAAUAUUCCAGGUGGUUUGGGAAAUGGAGGCAGGGGUUUAAUGAACGCAAGUGGACCCAAUCUUAAUAUGAUGAAUAACAGCGGUCCGAUUGGAAUGCCGCCUGGGAGUUUAAUGAACGACCCAAAUAAUACGAUGAUGGGGAAUAGUUCGGAUGUAAUGUCGCCAUUUAAUUCUAAUCAUUGUCCAAGCACAGGUCAAGAUGGUGGUGGUGGGGGUAUGAUGGGGCCGCAUAAAAAUAUGAAUGCACCUCCACCUCAUCCGUCGGACAUGAAUUCCUCAGUUGGGAUGCCUCAAAUGGAAUGGUCAAAAUUACAUCAUCACAUCUAUGAAGAACGUUUAAAAAAUAAUCACUCGAAUGCGAAUAAUAUGCCUCCGGAAAUUGGCGGUGGAGGUGGUGGUGGUUCUGGAUGUCAACAAACAUUAACACGAUGUAAUUCAACAGGUGUUGGUGGUGGUGCUGGAGGUAUGUCCCACCGAACAAACACCAAUGUAAACGCAAGUAAUCGAGGCACCCAAGGACCCCCACCACCUUAUCACCCGACCCAGCGUUCAGCUUCAGUACCCAUUGCGACACAAUCUCCUAAUCCGUCAAGCCCUAACAAUCCAACUUCUAACAUGUCACUGCCUUCGCCUCGAGCAUCAAAUACCAUGGGUGGAGCAUUGUCUUCGACAACUUCACCCAGUAUGGAUAUAACAACUGCUUCCUCCGCGUCAACAGCUAAUACAAAUUCAACCACAACAACUGCUGCCGGUUGUGCAUCGGGUGGUAAUGGCUCAACGAACAAAAAUACAUUUACACAACAGGGUUCACCAACGCCAGCUUCUGGAGCGGGGAACUCAAAUCGUAAUAGAUCAUCUGUAAAUAAUUUAAAUAGUAAUCCCACCACACCCCUAUCACAUGUUUCACCCAAAGAUAUUGAUUCUAAGAAUAUGAAUAUAACACCCACACCAGAUCAUAAAUCCACCAGACCAAAUUCCCAGAGAUCAAGAAGUCCUUUAUUAAAUGAUGUCCCUAAUAACAAUACCAUGGAACCGAGAUUUCCUAGCCCUGGAUUAAACUUUACACCAAGUGGCACGUCCGGUGCCAAUACCCAAAAUUUAUCCAACAGUUUUAAAAAUCAAAAUUCGAACUUAGAGCAGCGCCAAAACCUUCAACAAAUGCCGCCACAAUUUUGUCGACGUACCGAUAAUAUGCCUUUAAAUCCAAACAGCAACCGAAGUAAUCAAACUAAAAUGUCAAAUGCGUUUGAUCCCAUAACAUCGCUGGCCCAAAUGUCACAGCAGUUGACGGGUGGGGGUGUGGGUCUUAACUCUGGAGGUGUGGGCAAUUCACCGAACAAUAUGUCCGGCUUAAUGGUUGGUCCGGGUGGUGUAAACGAUAUAAACAUGAAUGGCCUAAUGGGCGGCCCAAUGAUGGGUGGUCCGGUUGAUCCGAGCAUGGACCAUUGUAAUCAAAAUCCCAAUGGCGGUGGUGGAAAUAUGGGCAUGUCUGGUCUGGGAGGAGUACCGGGAUCAGUACAAGGACCUUUUGGUCCUGGUAAUUGUAAUAUGAUGGGUGGUAAUCCCGGACCUAUUUGCCAGCGAUUGCUAAAUCCAAAAAUGUGUGGACCGAAUUUGUCGGGAGGUUUUAAUCCAAAUCAAGUUGGCGGCAUGUGUAUGCGGGAUGGACCUUCGGGUUUUCCUGGCAUGAUGCCUUCACAUCGGAUUAUGAAUCACCGUAUGUCGGCUAAUUUUGGCAACUUUAAUGUUUCACCUAAUAUACAGGUUAAAGCGAGUACCCCCAAUACCAUACAGUACAUGCCAGUAAGGCCUCAAAAUAAUAAUAACAAUAAUAUGCGAGUACCUCCUAGUCUGGAAUUUCUACAACGAUAUGCAAACCCUCAAAUAAUGGGAAAUUCUGGUGGUGGCGGAGGACCAGUUGCUGGUCCGGGGGCCUCACCUUCCGAUAUGCCUGCCAUGAAUGGUCCAAGUGAUUUAAAUAAAAUGCCAAAUACAAAUAAUAAUAUGGGAGUUAAUCCAAAUGCCAUGAAUCAGAUGAACUUUUUUGGAAACUGCAAUCAAAUGUCGGCAAUGGGUGGCAUGGGGCAACCUGGUGGCGGCGAUCAAGACGAAUUACAAGGUGGCGUUGGCAUGAUGUCUAAUCAUGACCCCAUGAAUAUACCAGGUCCUCAUGCACCAAUGCUUAGAGGUAUGCGGCCUAUGCGUCAAGGUGGAUUGCAGUCGGGUGUUGGUAUGAAUUCCGGCUCACGCAUGCAACAUCCUGGUGUGGGCAAUAUUCCCCCAAAUGGUUUAGGCAACAAUCCAUUUCCUGGCAACGAUAGCGAAUCAUUAGACUGCAAUGAUCCAACAAAUGGUAUGUUUAACAAUGCUGCUGCGGCGGCUGGCCUAUACCAACAGAAGAACAAUAAACCACCACCCAUGGGAAUGUCGCACGGUUCACCCAAUAUUAACCCUAACAAUGGCAACAACGGUCCCCUACCAAACAACAACGUUAUCAAUGAUCAAAAUCCUUCUUCCAACCCCAUUCAAAAUUCUGUUAUGAUGGGUCCCAACAAUUCCAUGUUAAAUAGCAAUAUACCCAACAGUAACAACGGUGUUCCGGGUGGACCCUUAUCGGGCCCUGCAAAUAUGGGUUAUAAAGCAUUUGUUGGCCCAACAUCAAAUGACUUGAAAUAUGCUCAACAAUAUCAUAGUUUCCAGCAACAACUAUACGCCACUUCUACCCGAAAUCAACAGCCGGGUGGUCAACAGCAACCUCCAAAUGCAAUGUCACCCAAUAAUAAUCCAAAUGCCGGAUUUUUUGUUAAUAAAUAAAUUUUGCUCUAAGCCCUUUACCAUGUUAAUAUUAGCAUUUAAAAACAAAACAAAAAAAUAAUAAAACAAUUGUUUUGAACAAUUAAUAUAAAAUAAAA